ACGAGAAUUUCGAUGAUGCCAUCAUUGUGCCUGCAGUAUUUCGAAGCAUUACGUCAUCAUCAGUAGAAAACGUGACAUCAUCCUCUGAUGGAGAACAUUUCCCGAGUUCAAUUGCGGCUACUUUUGAUCGGGGGAAAAUGUCUUGUGAGAACCAACGAGAUGACUGUCAGUCACCAAUUCCUACGAUCAUAUUGACAGAUUAUGUUAGCAAGAGUUAGCUUAUGUGAUUUUACUUCAUUUUUAGCUGUUUUACUCUCGCGUAAACUGACAUUAGCUGAUUUUACUAUUGGGAAACUCCUAGCUGACGUCAAAAACAUUUUACUUAUUUUGCCAUUGUUCUAUUCUAUUGUUCUCUCAUUAUCGUUCUCUCUCCUAUACAUAAAUUAUGCACUACAUAAAUUAACGAUAACUUAAAUAAUUUGAAUUAACUCAAAUUCUGCUUGAAAUAAAAUGGCGGGAAGAAAAAUUAGUUGCAUUGCUGCAAUGUCCAGCAAAAAUAGAGGAAUUGGAAAAGAUGGAAAAUUACCUUGGCGUUUAAAAUCGGAGAUGAAGUAUUUUUCAAGAAUUACAACGGAUGUCAAGCAUGAAGGAAAACAAAAUGCAGUAAUUAUGGGUCGAAAGACUUGGGAAAGUAUUCCUACAAAAUAUCGACCAAUGGCAGGCCGAUUGAAUGUCAUACUAAGCAAAACAAUGAGUGAAGCUCCAGACAAUGUUUUGCUCUAUCCAGACUUGGCAACUGCAUUAGAUGCUUUAUCUCAAGCUCCCUAUGUGGAAAGCAUAGAAAGUUUGUUUAUUGUUGGAGGACAUGGUGUUUAUAAGGAAGCAAUGGUAUCAGACAAUCUUCAUAGAAUAUACUUGACUGAAGUUCAUAUUGAUGUAGAAUGUGAUGUAUUUUAUCGAAUUUGACAAAGAAAUUUUAAACUUGUAAAUGAUCCAACUGUUCCUUCUGAAAUGCAAGAAGAAAAUGGAGUCAAAUUUCAGUAUUUUGUAUAUGAAAAGAAAACCAAGAAUGGUGAAGAAUGAAAGUAAGAUAGCAUGUACGUGUGUGGAAGGUGUCUUAAAAACUUGCUAGUGAAAAGAUGUAUGGAAAGAACUAUAUGAGACAUUUUGAAUGUCAGAAAAAAUUCUCUACUAUGAAGUUAAUAUGAUUAUACCAUGAUAAUGCCGGUCUUUUACCACACAAUAUUGAAAGUGGGGAAGAUGAGGGAGGAGGUUUAAAAAACCAACACCCCCUCACUGUUAUGUGACUAUUCCAAAGGUGCAAAAUCACUGAAAAUCAAUUUUCAUCAUUAUUCCACGAAAAUUCUUUGUCUUCGUAA
Molecule: messenger RNA, 1319 nt
Organism: Xenia sp. Carnegie-2017
Lineage: Eukaryota; Metazoa; Cnidaria; Anthozoa; Malacalcyonacea; Xeniidae
Product: dihydrofolate reductase-like
Exons: 6
Coding region: 451-906 (151 amino acids)
Biological process (GO): glycine biosynthetic process; tetrahydrofolate biosynthetic process; dihydrofolate metabolic process
Cellular component (GO): mitochondrion
Molecular function (GO): NADP binding; dihydrofolate reductase activity
Source: RefSeq, a predicted model, not a curated record